Messenger RNA from Tricharina praecox, 1635 nucleotides. RefSeq names its product RmlC-like cupin domain-containing protein. The transcript has 3 exons. Gene Ontology annotation, cellular component: cytosol. The record is from RefSeq and is a predicted model, not a curated record. NCBI's taxonomy places the organism in Eukaryota, Fungi, Ascomycota, Pezizomycetes, Pezizales, Pyronemataceae. Gene Ontology annotation, biological process: carbohydrate metabolic process; GDP-mannose biosynthetic process. Gene Ontology annotation, molecular function: mannose-6-phosphate isomerase activity; zinc ion binding. Bases 132 to 1442 code for a protein of 436 amino acids.
CUUGACGUCACUCGCACCCCCCCCCCACCAUACCAUCAAAAUGAAAUGGAGACGGUGGGAGAUUAUCAUCUCACAUCCUAUCAAUCACGACGAGACCAAAGCACAAAUAUACACACACACAGAUACUCGGCAUGCCUUCUACUUCCAGCUUCAUCCGCCUCAGCCCUUUCGUACAGCCUUCGCCGUACGGCAAGAAGGGCUCCAAAUCUGUUGCUGCGAGAUUCGCGACUGCGACUAGAAAGGACUUCAAGAUCGAUGAGGAACAGCCUUAUGGCGAGAUGUGGAUGGGCGACCACCCGAACGGAAUGGCGCACACGCUGGACGGCCAAUCACUCGGGUCGCUGAUUGAAUCCGCCCCAGAGGAAUACCUGACAUCCGCGGUCUACAAGCGCUUCAACAGCGACCCGCACCUCCCGUUCCUCUUCAAAAUCCUCAGUUUCGAUAAAGCGCUGCCAUUGCAGGCGCACCCUGACCGGGCGCUCGCAAAGCGGCUGAUGGCCAAAGAGAAGGCCGCGACAGGCAAAAACGAGACAUUCGUGGACCCGAACCACAAGCCGGAGGUAGCGGUGACGAUCUCGGACGUGUUCGAGGGGUUCGUGGGGUUCCGGCCCAUCCACGAGAUCAAAGUGUUCCUGAAAGUCGUGCCGGAGCUGCGGAAGCUGCAGUCCGACCACGAAACCGUCGAGGCGUUCCUUGCCGCCCCCGACGACUCCAAGGACGCGCAGAGCCUGCUCAAGACUAUGUUCGCCGAACUCCUGGCUUCAACGCACACGGAGAUCCGUGCGUGCUCCCAGCAGUUGCUGACGCAUGUCGAGCGCGACGCCGACGAUGCCAUAGGCGAUCUGGGACGGAAGCAGGGCCUCGCCCGCGUCAUCCGUAAGGUCCUCUCGGACUAUCCUGAAGACGUCGGGAUGUUCGCCGCGGUGUUCUUCAUGAACUAUGUCGUGCUGCAUAAGGGCGAGGGGAUCGCGGUGCCGGCGAACUGCAUCCAUGCAUACCUCGAGGGCGAUAUCAUCGAGUGCAUGGCGUGGUCGGAUAACAUGAUUGCGUGCGGACUCGGAGCUCCCGAGGAGCAGAACGACGCUCGCGUAUUCGUCGAUAUGCUCCGGUAUGAAGCGUCGGAGUCGAAAAAGCUGGAGUUGAAGCACGAGAAGUGGAAUAAGUCGGACAAUGCAAAGACGCAGAUCUUUUACGCGCCGAUGGCCGAGUUCGACCUCCUCAACACCAAGCUCGACGCGGGGGAGCAAGAAGUGGUCGAUAAGGGAAUCGAUGGACCGGCGGUCUUUGUGGUCACGCAGGGAGUGGUCACGCUGUGUCGUUCGGAUGGAAAAGAGGAGGAGAAUCUGCAGCAGGGACAGGUGGUUUUCAUCAAGCCUGGGACGGGAUUCAAAUUUAAAGCGGAGAAUAAGGCGGAGGUCUGGGGAUCUUUUGUGGAAGGUUAGGCGCGAGGCAAUGGGCAUUGGGCAUUCCGUUUGAUUGAAUUCAAUCAUGCACGUUUAUGAAUCAUGUGUGCUCAGUAACUACCUGGCGAACAUGCGUAUCAUACCAACAUCAUGAUUCGGCACGCCACCUUCAUUAUGUGCCUUUCGAUAUCACGGUACAUAGAGUGGGACAGAGUAGGUACAUGCGUUCAGG